AUGAGCCGCAAGGGAAUCCUGUUCGUGAUAUCGGCGCCCUCCGGCGGCGGCAAGACAUCGCUGUGCGAGGCACUGUGCGCCGCCAUGGACGACGUGGUGCGAUCCGUCUCCUGCACCACGCGCGCGCCGCGGGCGCAGGAACAGGAUGGCCUCGACUAUUACUUCAUCAGUGCACAACAAUUUGCCGAGCGCGUGGCUGCCGGGGAUUUUCUGGAAUGGGCCUGCGUGCACCGGCACCGCUACGGCACGCUGCGGCAGCCAAUCGACGAGGCCACGGCUGCCGGCAAGGACGUCUUGCUGGUCAUCGACGUGCAAGGCGCCGAACAAUUGCGCCGCGCUGGCGUCGACGCGGUGCACGUCUUCGUGCUACCGCCCUCGUGGCAGGCGUUGGAAGAGCGGCUGGCGGGGCGCGAGUCCGGCACCAAAACAGCGCGCGCAAGGCUGGCAGUCGCCCGGCAGGAAAGCGCCCAGUACACGGCGUAUGACUACGUGCUGAUCAACGACUGCUUUGCCGAAGCGCUGGCGGCGCUGAAGGCCAUCGUCCUCGCGGAGCGCCACCGUGUUCGGCGCGCUGAUCCGGCGCCGAUUCUGCAACUCCUGAACGGCGGUACGUAA
Molecule: messenger RNA, 615 nt
Organism: Geodia barretti
Lineage: Eukaryota; Metazoa; Porifera; Demospongiae; Tetractinellida; Geodiidae
Source: the annotation of a GenBank genome assembly